AUGUCAUCAGUAAAAGCUCAAAAGAUUAUGGUUGCACCCAUCAACCUGAUAUUCCGGUUGCUGCAGCAGAAAGUAAGAGUUCAGAUCUGGCUUUUCGAAAAGGUUGAUAUCAGGAUGGAAGGUCAGAUCCUCGGUUUUGAUGAAUUCAUGAACUUGGUGUUGGAUGAUGCCGAAGAGCAUAAUUUACCUGACAAGACUACAAAGCAGCUAGGAAGGAUCCUUCUUAAAGGGGACAACAUCACUCUGCUGUGUCCUGCUUUGGAUGCAGAGGCAUCUGAAAUCGCAGCUUCAAUUGUCCUAGCUGACUGUGCCACAGGCGGGUGUGGCGAUGCGCAGCCAAGUGUCCGUGGCUCUAUCGGUCAACGGGCUCGAAGGUCGAAACUGCACACCUUAGCUCUAGCAAUGAGCGCUCCCAAGUCUUUGAGGGAACAACAAAAAGAGGCCCUUUUCACUUUGCUCAACCUCAACACCAGGGAUGCGAUUGUAGAUAGUGCUUUGCCAGAUACCGCGUCGGCUGCUACUGCGUCUUCUACCACAACGCUUGCGAUAACAGAUCCCGUCUGGAAGGUUCUCAUCUAUGACAAAUUAGGGCAAGAUGUCAUAUCGCCGUUGGUAAAGGUGAACGAUUUACGCGAACAGGGAAUUACCGUCCAUAUGCCCUUAUACAGUGACCGCCUCCCGAUUCCGGAUGUGCCCGCAAUCUAUUUGGUCCAACCCACAGCCGAAAAUAUAAAGAGAAUAGGCGAUGAUUUCGGAAAGCAAUUGUACGAGUCAUAUUACAUCAACUUCUUGUCUUCCGUUCCUCGACCUCUUUUGGAGGAUCUCGCUGCGACCGCUAUUUCCACGGGUGUGUCGGGCGACGUUGCGCAGGUGUAUGACCAAUAUCUCGACUAUGUCUGUUUGGAUAACAACAUGUUUUCACUGCAAAUGGAGGAUUCGUACCAAAGCCUUAACGACCCAACGUCAUCCGAAUCCCGUAUAGAGUCACUGCUGGACAAAAUCGUCGGCUCACUGUUCUCCGUUUUGGUCACGCUUGGUGUCGUGCCUAUUAUCCGUAGUCAACGAGGAAAUGCGGCAGAAGUGGUCGCAACGAAACUUGAGAGUAGAUUACGCGAUCAUAUGCUGAAUACCCGUGCAAAUCUCUUCAUGGAUAACCUGUCUGUGACAAGGAAUUUGUCUCGACCAGUGCUGAUUAUCCUCGAUCGAAAUCUUGACUUGACUAUGAUGCUGAAUCACACAUGGACAUAUGCAACGCUGGUGCAUGACAUCUUUGACAUGAAGUUGAACAGGGUGACUAUAGUGGAUGAAGAGGGUGGGCAGCGAAAGCGUAAAACCUUUGACAUCGACGUCAACGACUUUUUCUGGAGAAAGAACGCGUCAAAUCCGUUCCCACAAGUCGCUGAGGACGUCGAUGUCGAAAUUAAUCGAUAUAAGGCAGACGUGGAUCAAGUCACAAAGUCAUGUGGAGUGAACUCUUUGGAUGAAGUAGAUCCAAAUGAUUUUAGCAGCGGUGCCAAAGGACUGACGUCAGCAAUUAAGCAACUGCCGGAAUUGACGGAGCGAAAGAGGCUAUUGGAUAUGCAUAUGAACAUUGCAACGGCCUUGCUACGGACGAUUCAGGAGCGACAUCUCGAUCAGUUCUUCUCCAUGGAGGAGUCCAUUUCAAAACAGAGUAAGGGCAACAUAAUGGAAGCCAUAAGAGAUCCGAAGAAAUCUCCCGACGAUAAACUUCGACUGUUCAGUGUCUACUAUCUGUCUACCGAAGCUGUCUCAAAAGAAGAUCUGGGCGAAUACGAGACUGCCUUAGCAGAAGCGGGUUGUAACGUGAACGCCGUUCACUAUCUCAAACAGGUACGGGCAUUCUCCCGAAUGAAUACUGUUGCGAAUGUGCCUCCACCACAGCAAUCAGCGGCUAAUGAUCUACUGGGCAGAUUUACUUCAAUUGGGUCUAAGCUUACCGAUCAUUUGAAAGAUGCGGGGGUGUCUGGCCAUUUUGAGAACUUGGUGUCUGGUGUGAAGAAUUUGCUCCCUCUUCGCAAGGACUGCCCUGCGACUCGGAUAGUGGAUGCGAUGAUGGAACACAAAGAUGGACCCGACACGGAGGAGUAUCUUUAUCUGGACCCCAAACUGCCACGGGGUGCUGCUCCUAAGCAGCAGCGUAGUCGAACGCCUUUCCAGGAGGCCAUCGUGUUUGUUGUGGGGGGUGGAAAUUAUCUGGAGUACCAAAACCUAACAGAGUACACUCAGCGAGCGUCCGUGCAGCGAAAGCGGAUUACAUAUGGAUCAACCGAAUUGGUCACGCCAAAGGCUUUUAUGAAGCAAUUGGAGGCCCUUGGUAGUGGUAGCAAAGCUUGAGCUUGAGAUAAUGUAGAUACUUCACGUUGCUUCAUAAUAGACUGUAUAUUCGAUAUCUCGAGUCAAGAUCAAGUAGUGAAUUAGUUUACAUACAAUUGCUCUAUCUACAAGGGUUU
This is a messenger RNA of Spizellomyces punctatus DAOM BR117, 2471 nucleotides long. Its product is annotated as syntaxin-binding protein. Lineage: Eukaryota; Fungi; Chytridiomycota; Chytridiomycetes; Spizellomycetales; Spizellomycetaceae. Gene Ontology annotation, cellular component: cytosol; spliceosomal complex; Golgi membrane. Gene Ontology annotation, molecular function: RNA binding; syntaxin binding. Bases 1 to 2355 code for a protein of 784 amino acids. The record is from RefSeq and is a predicted model, not a curated record. Gene Ontology annotation, biological process: endoplasmic reticulum to Golgi vesicle-mediated transport; mRNA splicing, via spliceosome; intracellular protein transport. The transcript is spliced from 17 exons.